CACCGUGUAAAAGAUCGGCAAAACGCGUUGGAGCAACACAAAUAUGAUCGGCAACUAAAAGUUCCCCAUUCACUUCCAUACCACAUGACUCCAAUUAUUGCAGAUCAAACCUGGAAAACGACUAUAAAUUGCGUGCACCAAGGAGACUGUUCCAAGUUUUAACCAAAGAUCAUAAGAUAUAAUAGUAAUAGUAGUCUCUAAUUAGCCAAAGAUAUGAGGUUUAGUGAGUUGGUCUUGGUUGUUAUAGUCUGGCUUUGGUUGAGCGGCAGGGCUUUUCCACAGGAACAGCAGGUCCAAGUGCCAUGUUUCUUCAUAUUUGGUGACUCGUUGGUUGACAAUGGAAACAACAACGGAAUUCUUACUCUUGCCAGGGCCAAUUACCGGCCUUACGGCAUUGACUUCCCGCAGGGUUCAACUGGCCGCUUCACCAAUGGUCGAACUUUCGUUGAUGUUCUAGCUCAACUACUUGGAUUUCCUACUUAUAUACCACCCUAUUCCAGAACCCGAGGCCGAGCAUUGCUGAGAGGAGUGAAUUAUGCAUCUGGCGCAUCUGGCAUCCGAGAUGAGACCGGAAACAAUCUGGGAGCCCACGCGUCAAUGAAUGAGCAAGUAUCCAAUUUUGCAGACACAGUGCAACAAAUGAGAAGGUUUUUCAGAGGAGACACAAAUUCACUGAACAGUUAUCUGAGCAGAUGCAUUUUCUAUUCUGGAUUGGGAAGUAACGAUUACCUUAACAACUAUUUCAUGCGUGAUUUCUACUCAACUAGUUCACAGUUCACCCCAAAAGCCUACGCUUCCUCACUCAUUCAGGACUACACGCGCCAGCUGACUCUAUUGUAUCAACUGGGAGCUCGAAAAGUGAUCGUGACUGCAGUAGGACAGAUCGGUUGCAUACCGUACCAGCUAGCUCGGUACAAUGGCAAUAACAGCCGAUGCAAUGAAGAUAUCAAUAAGGCAAUUGUUAUUUUCAACUCUGAGCUUAGGAAACUGGUCGACCGUUUCAAUGGCGGUCAAUUGCCUGGAGCCAAGUUUGUUUUCCUGGAUUCGUACCAGAGCACCUUGGAUCUAUACCAAAAAGGAAAGUCCUAUGGAUUUGAUAUUAUAGACAAAGGUUGUUGUGGUGUUGGAAGAAACAAUGGUCAGAUAACUUGUUUGCCUCUUCAGCAACCGUGUGCUGAUCGCAGCAAGUACUUGUUUUGGGAUGCUUUUCAUCCAACAGAAGCUGCAAAUAUUAUAUUUGGCAAGGCUGCUUACAGCUCCAAACCGCAGUCCUAUACAUAUCCCAUCAACAUCCAAGAAUUGGCAAUGCUAUAGAGUAACUGGGCCAUUUAAAUUGAGUAAACUCUAUGUACUACAUUGUGUGUUGAUUUAUUUCCAGCAAUGCAGAUUUCUGUGUAAUUUAAUUCUAAGACCUACCUGCCUUGGUAAUUCCUGUAAUUCCUUUUGCCAUAUUACAUAAAUGUGCUUAUUGCCAUUUAUUAUAUCUUUACCGACAAAAAUACAAUUUUUAA
Molecule: messenger RNA, 1511 nt
Organism: Morus notabilis
Lineage: Eukaryota; Viridiplantae; Streptophyta; Magnoliopsida; Rosales; Moraceae
Product: GDSL esterase/lipase At1g33811
Exons: 5
Coding region: 214-1314 (366 amino acids)
Molecular function (GO): hydrolase activity, acting on ester bonds
Source: RefSeq, a predicted model, not a curated record